Molecule: messenger RNA, 887 nt
Organism: Esox lucius (northern pike)
Lineage: Eukaryota; Metazoa; Chordata; Actinopteri; Esociformes; Esocidae
Gene: timm8a
Product: translocase of inner mitochondrial membrane 8 homolog A (yeast)
Exons: 2
Coding region: 109-381 (90 amino acids)
Source: RefSeq, marked provisional
GAUGCUCCUAGCCUAUCCACACACGUGAAGGUCAGAAUUUGCAGUGAAUCGUUGACCAUAAUUUUAUAAUUACCGGUGGUGAAAUUUAUAAACGAUAACUGGAUUACCAUGGACAACCAAGGAGCAACGGCAGAUCCUCAGCUUCAGCAAUUCAUUGAAAUCGAGUCCCAAAAACAAAGGUUUCAGCAGUUGGUUCAUCAGAUGACUGAAGUGUGUUGGGAGAAAUGCAUGGACAAGCCUGGGCCCAAGUUGGACUCCCGGACAGAGAUCUGCUUUGUAAACUGUGUAGAGCGUUUCAUUGACACUAGCCAAUUCAUCCUGAACAGACUGGAGCAGACUCAGAGGAGUAGAGGCACAUUCUCAGAAUCCAUGUCUGAAUAGUCUAACAGCAACAUCCUCGACUGGAUGGACUGACAAAAGCCAAAAAUGUGGCUUACAGCAAUACUGGCUUUCUAUAUGGUGCAGAAAUGUCCAAUAACCGGGGGAGGGGAAAAUAAGUGCCUCGGUUUUGAUACUUGUAUCAUGUCACAGAUUAAAAGUCUUGGCCAUUUUCUGUCACUUUGCCAGACACAAUAUUUAGUAAAUGCAGUAAUAUCCCAAAAUUCUGGUUGGUAGCUAAUAACUUUGUAAUUGUGUUUCCUGAACAAUAACCCGUCACAUGUCAGUCAUAUCAUGACAACUACGACGGGAGUGGGACAAAGGUUGCUGCUUAAGGGUGUACGGAGGAUCUGGGGCUUCAAAAAGAACAAAACAUCUGGGAUAUUAAAUUCCUCUCCACUGUGUCAAGUCACUGUAUUUCAUGACAAUUUUUGUUAAAUAUCUUGUUUGGUAAAAGGCACUUUUACCUAAAGUACAACUGAAACUAGUGUUCUAUUAUAUAAUAAAGG